Messenger RNA from Lolium rigidum, 810 nucleotides. RefSeq names its product peroxidase 64-like. Lineage: Eukaryota; Viridiplantae; Streptophyta; Magnoliopsida; Poales; Poaceae. The transcript has a single exon. The coding region runs from base 1 to 810 and encodes 269 amino acids. Gene Ontology annotation, biological process: response to oxidative stress. The record is from RefSeq and is a predicted model, not a curated record. Gene Ontology annotation, molecular function: peroxidase activity; heme binding.
AUGCGCGGGGCCGUGGGAGCUGCUGCUGCCUGGGUGGGGGGCGCCGCCGCCUCUGCCGGGUUAGGGUUAGGGUUAGGGUUUGGUUGGGUGGGUGGGAGGAUUGGAAAGGGGGUGGGUCGAGCGAGGGACCGAGGGAGUGGGUUUGGUUUCGGGAGGAGAGGUGGCGUUGGCCCGGAUUUGGCGUUGGGCCGGAUUUCGACAACGCCAAGGCGACCGUCGAGUCGCUCUGCCCGGGAGUCGUGUCUUGCGCGCUGGCCGUCCUGGGCGGUCCCUCUAGGCCGCGGUGACGGUCGGGUGUCGCUCACCACCUCGCUGCUUCCCGGCCCGGGGGCGACCUUCGAUCAGCUGAAGCAGGCGUUCCACGCGGUGGGGCUGUCGACCAAGGACCUCGUCGUGCUCUCCGGCGGGCACACGCUGGGGUUCGCGCACUGCUCCUCCUUCGAGUCCCGCAUCCGAGGCUUCCCGGGAGGCGGCGGCGGCGCCGGCGUGGCGGACCCGGCGCUGAGGCCGUCGUUCGCGGCGGCGCUGCGGAGGGCAUGCCCGGCGAACAACACGGCGAAGGGCGCCGGGGCGUGGAUGGACCCGACGUCGGCGGCGUUCGACAACGCCUACUUCAAGAUGCUGCAGACCGGGCGCGGGCUGCUGGCGUCGGACGAGGCGCUGCUGACGCACCCCAAGACGCGGCGGAUGGUGGCGCUCUACGCGGCGUCGCAGGGGAAGUUCUUCCAGGCGUUCGUCAGCUCCAUGCUGAGGAUGAGCGCGCAGAACCAGCCCGGCGAGAUCAGAGCAAACUGCAGGCGACACAACUAG